Messenger RNA from Plasmodium vinckei vinckei, 963 nucleotides. Its product is annotated as tRNAHis guanylyltransferase, putative. The record is from RefSeq and is a predicted model, not a curated record. Gene Ontology annotation, molecular function: magnesium ion binding; tRNA guanylyltransferase activity. NCBI's taxonomy places the organism in Eukaryota, Apicomplexa, Aconoidasida, Haemosporida, Plasmodiidae. Gene Ontology annotation, biological process: tRNA modification. The transcript has a single exon. Bases 1 to 963 code for a protein of 320 amino acids.
AUGGCUAACAGCAAAUUUGCAUAUGUAAAAUUAUUUGAAGACGAAAAAAAAAUAUUAUUGAAUUGCUACUUUGUUGUAAGAAUAGAUGGAAGCGAUUUUAAAAAAUUUAUAAAACAACAUGAGUAUGUUAAGCCAAAUGAUUUAAGAGGACUAAAUUUAAUGAACGAAUGCGCAAUCAAUGUUUUAAAAAAUUAUGAUGAAAUAGAUUUCUGUUAUGGACAUUCAGAUGAAUUUAGUUUUUUAUUUAGAAAAUCUACAAAAUUAUGGAACAGAAGGUAUGAUAAAAUAUUAACUAAUAUAGUGUCAUAUUUUACUUCAUCCUUUAUAUUUAAUUGGAAAAAAUAUUUUCCUAACAAAGAGUUAGUAUACCCUCCAUCAUUCGAUGCAAGAAUAAUUGUAUAUCCAACUGAAAAUGAAAUAAAAGAUUAUUUUUCAUGGCGACAAGCCGAUUGUCAUAUAAAUACACAAUAUAAUGAAUGCUUUUGGAAUUUAGUUUUAAAAAGUAAUUACACACAUGAAGAGGCUUAUAAAUUUUUAUUAACUACUCAGACAAAAGAUAAAAACGAACUAUUAUUUACCCGUUUUAAUAUUAAUUAUAAUAAUCUUCCUGAAAUUUUUAGACGUGGAACUAUAAUAAUUCGAAAUAAAAAUUACAAAAAAAAUAAUGCUUUAAAAAUAAACACAACUCAGAAUGUACAAAAUGAUGAAGAAUGGAAAAAACAAAUAAAUCCACAUACCCAUAAAGAAAAUAAUGACAUUGAUUUAUGCAAUAUACCAAAUGUAGACACCAAUAAUAAUUGCGAUCGAAAUUCUUUAAACCCAUACCCCAAUGAGCAAACCAAUAUUAUUGAUAAAUUUAUAAUAACUCAUGAAAAUUUGAUUACUGAAACAUUUUGGAAUAAAUAUGAUUUUGUUUUUAAAAAAAAAAAAGAAUUAAAAUGUAAAGAAUCGUCUCAUUCAUAA